Lathyrus oleraceus (garden pea) is the source of this 1899-nucleotide messenger RNA. RefSeq lists its product as uncharacterized. Bases 175 to 1584 code for a protein of 469 amino acids. The transcript is spliced from 5 exons. The record is from RefSeq and is a predicted model, not a curated record. NCBI's taxonomy places the organism in Eukaryota, Viridiplantae, Streptophyta, Magnoliopsida, Fabales, Fabaceae.
CAAAUGACCGUUUGAGAAAUAAUAACACCCUUCAAAAUUUUCAAAUUCUGAUAAGAAAAAAACAACACAAACAAAAACCAUACAUAAUUUCCGACAGUUUUUUUUUCAUCUCCAACAACAUUCUUAAACAACAAUUUUCACCUUAGAAAUUUUCAUUCUUCAACACACACAAAAAUGGUGUACUCAAACUCUAACUACACCCCCACAUACUACUCAACACUCCAUGAUUCAAUCACUUCUUUCUGCAAAACCAUUCUUCCUUUCAGCUUCAAGAAACGAUCUUUACAAUCUGCGGAACAUAAACUGUCAAAGCUACAAUCUGAUAACCUUAAAUGGCAGCAAGACUCUUUCCACCAAAUUUUGAACUUGAUGGGUCUUCACAAAGAAGGAAUUGUAGCUGAAACUGAAGUUUCAGCUUUCAAAACUCACUUGCUUGAAACCCUUAUCGCUUCGUCUUCGGAACAAGAAAAUCCGGUUAUAUUAAGAGAUAAGCUUCUGUUUUUGCAGGAACUGCUUUAUGCUAAGUGCAUUUCUGAAGAUGAUUACCAUUCUUCGAAAAGGCCGUUGUUACAAAGAUUGGCAGUGCAAGGAGUUCAGAUUCAAGCAAAGGAUGUGAUCGCAGGGAAGUCGAAGGAUGUGAAAGAGAAUUCUGAAGAGGAGUGGUCUGUGAUUGAUUUGAAGGAUGAUAAGAGUUUAGCAAACAAGGAGAAUUUGAAUUCUAAGGGAAAAUCGAAUCACGGGUCGGCUUUGAAACAGAUUAAAGGAUCGGUUUUGGGGUUUGUUUCUUCUAACAAGCAUGAAAAGAGUAUAUUUGAUUCACCUUCUUUGAAACAACAGAAUGAAGGUGUGUCAAUUCUAAUGGAGGAAAGUGGGCCUCCGGAACCGGGUUCGGAAAAGUCGAAAAGGAAACCGUUUAGGACUUUGUUUCAUAGGGAGCAGAGAGAGGGAUCUGAGGUAGAACAAAGAGGAGGGAAACCAGUGAAAAAGCAAUGGGGGUUUGAUGGAUUUAAGAAAGGGAAGAAAAUUGAAUUGGAUGAUGAUGAAACAGCUCCUUUGCCUCUGAAUCAGAGAUCUGAUAGUGAGGCUUUCUCAGCUUCAUCUCAGUCUUUUGCAAGGGGUGUUGGGGAUGGACCAGACACCAAGUUGAUCAAAAAGAAGUUGCAUUCUGAUGGUGCCCCAUCUGAUUUUUUCAUAGAUAAGGUUUUGGGAAACAACAUAAAGAAGGAGCUGUCAAGAAUUCAGACAGAACUCAGCAGCACAAAUCCAAAUCUAAAAUUUUCGAAUGAUCAAAUGGAAGCAAUAUCUACCAGGAUUCCAGUGGACAAGGCUGAUUUGAAAAACUACUUCCCCAAAUCAUGGUGUGAUCGAUAUGGUGAUGUUGUGUUGGAUGUGGUGAAGAAGGAAUUCAAAAACCAUGUUGAAGAAAUGGAACACAUGCGCGGCAUAGCAAAAGAAAAACACAGUGAGAACUCGAGGCAGUGGACAACAUUUGAUGAUGAUGAGAAUAUUCAUCCGAAUCUUUUUGUUCAUCGUGACAAUUCUGUUCGCAGUAGUAACAUCAAUCCAUUUUCUCAAAAUUAUUGAGAAUGUAUGGAAUUGAUUAAGCUGAGGUCUCUAUCAGCUUCUUUCUCCGAGCAAAUUUAUAUCAGUAGUCAUCAAGAUUUGAACUUUGAGGCUGUAUCACAACUCUUUAGAGUGUGUUCAACCUCUUGAACUACGCCUUAAGACCUCAUCUGGAGGAGUCUAAUACUGUUAUGUUUAGACUUUAUAAAACCAUAAAAAAAAACUUAAUUACUGUCUGAAUUAUCAAUAAUAGUAUUUUCAUGAUAUGAUAACUCUUUUCUGUAUCAAACAUCUAUGGUGUUUAGCUUGUCAUUUAAACUUAAGAUUUGACAAUCA